Messenger RNA from Stylonychia lemnae, 1539 nucleotides. The record is from the annotation of a GenBank genome assembly. Lineage: Eukaryota; Ciliophora; Spirotrichea; Sporadotrichida; Oxytrichidae.
AUGCAAAGAAAUAAAAUCCUAAGUGAAAAUGCUGAAAUUAGAAGGAAGUACUUCAUCGAUAAUUCAGCACAGCAUGUCAAUGAAAUACUUAACUAAGGUAAAAAUGAAGAAUUGAUUGGAAGCUAUCUACACAAGUACUAAUUUCGAGAAAGAAUUAGAGAUAAGGAGAUUUGUGAUUAGGAUUUCAGGAUGACUUAGUAUGAAAAUAUGAAGAGCAGAGUUGAUAGAAUCCAACAGCAAACUUAAAGAGCAUUGUUAUUUGAGAAGUAUAAGUAAAAAGAAAAGAAUUUUAUCUUAAGACCAGAUGAUAGAACACAAAAUAAAAGAGGAGGCUUAAGGUCUACAUAAUUUAGCAAGACUAGCCGAGCACAAAAAUAAUAAAGCUUAGGAUUUAGAAGAACAUCCAUAUCCUAAAUGAACAAUACUAACUACUCUCAGAAUAAUAUGAGCAAAAAUGCUAUUAAAGUUGAUGAUGGCUAAGGAAAGCCUGAUCCAUACUUUAAGUUUAACUUUGCUGAGGAUCUCUCAAUGAGGAAUUCACCUAGACUUUUAAAACUUAAGUCUAAAUCACCUGAUUCUGCAAAAAAUUCAAAUUCAAGAUUAAGUGUUAAUAAAAGUCUACUAAGUACUACUAUUGUUCCAAGUAACAGGUAAUAUGAAAAUUUUGAGAGAUUCAAUAAGUUAUCAAUGACCCUUGGAGCAGAUAGUUUUAAUAACUUCCAUAAUCCUGGUCAGAGUACCAACUAAUUUACCUAAUUUGCAACAGAUCUAAUCAAGACUACAAAAAAUAAUGCUUUAUAGAGAGAAUCAAACUCUAUUAUGGUCCUUAAAGAUUAAACUCAAAGCACUUCAAAGUAUUCCCCUUCACGUGAUUAGAUCAUUUUGGAAUAUACUCAAGAAGAUCUUAGUUAGCAGCUUAAGAGUAUCAAAAAACCAGUUGAACUUGAAAGACUCCUUUCAGAGAGACAUAGUUUGAUUAAUACUAAUGUCCAUUAAUCAAUAGAGCAUAAGGCUAAGUUGAAAAAUGUUAUCAAGAAUGAAUGGGAAAAGCAUGUUCUUAACACUUCGACUGGCUUCUUUGACAAAAAUAAAAUAUAUAUGCAAACUAUGAAUGAAGUUCAAAAUCGAAAAUAAAAUCUGAGAGCUAGAAGUUUUAACAUGCACAAUAGUCUUAAUAAUACAUAGAGAUAAAGAAAAAGAUUAUUUAAUCUAACAAAGUAGACACUACUACUAAGAUAGUCAUAACACUUCAGAUUCUCAACUUUCCAUAGCCAUUAACAGAUGAACUUUGAUUCUUAUUUAGUAAAUUAAAUGCUAGAACAAAAAUUGGAUGUGCUAAGCUUAAACGAUAAUGAAAAUGAAACUAAACAAAUGAUCUUCAAUGAAAAUGAAAUCACAGAUUUAGAUGAAGUCUUGGACCUCAAAGGUAGAAAUAGUAAAUAACCUAAGAAAUCUAAUCAUGGGGCAAGACCCUGUUCAAGUGUAAUGAGAAAAUUAAAAAGAUGCAGACAUUACAAGGGAGGUAUCACAGUCGGCUGA